This is a messenger RNA of Magallana angulata, 1148 nucleotides long. RefSeq names its product multiple epidermal growth factor-like domains protein 10. Gene Ontology annotation, molecular function: scavenger receptor activity. The record is from RefSeq and is a predicted model, not a curated record. The transcript has 10 exons. Bases 165 to 1148 code for a protein of 327 amino acids. NCBI's taxonomy places the organism in Eukaryota, Metazoa, Mollusca, Bivalvia, Ostreida, Ostreidae.
GAUAUUGCACAGAGUUCCAUGUUUACGGAGUGAUUCAAAGACAUCCCGGUCUUCCAUGCGGCAUCAACACCUUUCUUAAAUGUAGUAAACACUAUUAUUCUACAGAGGCCUAUAAAUAUCCUGAAUGUUAUGAGCCUGUUUAUAGAAAACGUUGGAUAAAUCGAAUGUCAAUACCACAAACAACAACCAUAACCAUUGGAACAAAGAACAGUUGGAAUUGUCCGAAAGGAUUUUAUGGAGACAACUGUGGUAGAAGGUGCCCGUAUCCUAAUUACGGUCAGUAUUGUUCUCUAAUAUGUGACUGUACUGAACAAAACUGCCACCACGCGAAUGGCUGUCCACGUCUAGGAAAAUCUUGUCCAGCUGGUUUUAUCGGAAUAUAUUGUGAAAUACGAUGCCGGUUUCCGAGUUAUGGAUCUGGAUGCCAACAAAUUUGCUAUUGCCCAGAACUUUACUGUAACUCUAUCACUGGAUGUAGUGAUAAAGCAAAGAAGAUGGAAGUUCAGGACACUUUAUUCACACCUUGCUAUGCCUCUGUACAGACUGUAAGGAUUGUGUCAAUGUGCCCAGCAGACAUGUCUUCUUAUGAGGAAGCUGUCAACAAGAAGAACUGUUUAGCAUUAGCUGCAUAUGGACAAGACUGCCAAAACUUGCAAUACCAUUGUGUUUUAAGUGAAGAUUUGAAAUAUGCAAUUGAAGUUUGCGCACCAUCAUCAUAUAUCAUUGGUCAUGUCUGUGCCAUGUUUGUGACUCCUAAGAGAAGAAUCAUGCAAAUAGAUGAUUUUGAUUGUAAGACAGGUCCCUUUUCAUACAACUCGACCGAGGCAUAUAAAUAUUCUGAUUGCUAUUCAAAUAUUACUAGAUUGCAUAUGACCAAGAUACCCCUAAGGGCAUCAUCAAAAAUUAGUCCCAUCGCUUCAAAUUCUGUAAAAAGUGGAUCAACCAACUGGUUGGACGCAAGUCUUGCCUCAUCAUCAAAUCACAUCUUUAGAGUUACAACUCUUGGACCAAUGUCCACGGAAAGCAAAACCAUAACUUCUGACGUAUAUAUAUUAGAAUCCUCCACGAAAAAAUCAUUCUUAAUCCGGAGUUUGUCAUCAACACAUACUCUAAAUACAGGUAGGAAAAUGUUGAAUGUCAAAAAUUAA